This is a messenger RNA of Chionomys nivalis (European snow vole), 2383 nucleotides long. It is a transcript of the gene Hs3st2, whose product is annotated as heparan sulfate-glucosamine 3-sulfotransferase 2. The record is from RefSeq and is a predicted model, not a curated record. The transcript has 2 exons. NCBI's taxonomy places the organism in Eukaryota, Metazoa, Chordata, Mammalia, Rodentia, Cricetidae. Gene Ontology annotation, molecular function: [heparan sulfate]-glucosamine 3-sulfotransferase activity. Bases 558 to 1661 code for a protein of 367 amino acids.
CAAGGGGCGGGCCAGGUCCCCGGGCGCGGCGCGGGCUCGGGGGACCCGCGCGGCUGACGUCAGGCGACUCCUUAAAUAGAGCCGGCAGCGCGCUCCACUCGGCAUUUCCCGAGGAGCCUGAUCGCGGCCGGCGCCAGCGCCACCGUCCGGUCCGCGCAUCCUCCCGCCGGCACAGCCGCGCGGCCACCGAGCGUCCCCUGAAAGGCGCUCCGAGCAUCCGGAAUGGGGCUUCGGGAGCUGGGCGCGCUCAGAACCCGACCCGCGUGAGAGCUGAAGAGUGCCAGGAGCCGCCCCGCUACCCGGAGCCCCCAUCGCUUAGCACCGGGAGAUGCUGGCAAUGCAGCCACCCGGUCCCCGAGGAGUCACCGUCCCCGGGACCCCCGGGCACGGUGCUCGCCCAGGUCAGCAACCCUCGGAGGAGACUGCGUCCACUAUGCCUGACCCGCACGGCGGGGAAAGCGCCACGAGAGCCCUCUAGGCGACCGCAGGGCCACACAGGAGCUCCGCCGCAGGUGCCACCUCAGAAACCAUGACCCCCGGCGCGAGCCCAUGGAGCUAUGGCCUAUAGGGUCCUGGGCCGCGCGGGGCCACCUCAGCCGCGGAGAGCGCGCAGGCUGCUCUUCGCCUUCACGUUGUCCUUGUCCUGCACUUACCUGUGUUACAGCUUCCUGUGCUGCUGCGACGGUCUGGGCCAGAGCCGCCUGCUCGGCGCGCCACGCUGCCUCCGCAGCCCCAGCGCAAGCGGCCAGAAACUUCUGGCGAAGUCCCGCCCGUGUGAUCCCCCGGGGCCGACGCCCAGUGAGCCCAGCGCUCCCAGCGCGCCGGCCGCCGCUGCUCCAGCACCGCGUCUCUCCGGGUCCAACCACUCCAGCUCCCCGAAGGUGGGCACCAAACGGCUGCCCCAAGCCCUCAUUGUGGGCGUCAAGAAAGGGGGAACCCGGGCGGUGCUGGAGUUUAUCCGUGUGCAUCCGGACGUGAGGGCCUUGGGCACUGAGCCCCACUUCUUCGACAGGAACUACGGCCGAGGGCUGGACUGGUACAGGAGCCUGAUGCCCAGGACCUUGGAGACCCAGAUCACACUAGAGAAGACGCCUAGCUAUUUCGUCACUCAAGAAGCCCCUCGACGGAUCUUCAACAUGUCGCGAGACACCAAGCUGAUUGUGGUGGUGCGGAACCCCGUGACCCGCGCCAUCUCUGACUACACACAGACACUUUCGAAGAAACCGGACAUCCCCACCUUCGAGGGCCUGUCCUUUCGCAACCGCAGUCUGGGCCUGGUGGACGUGUCUUGGAACGCGAUCCGCAUCGGCAUGUAUGCGCUGCACCUGGAGAGCUGGCUGCGGUACUUCCCCCUGGCCCAGAUCCACUUCGUCAGUGGCGAGCGGCUCAUCACUGACCCGGCUGGCGAGAUGGGGCGCAUCCAGGACUUCCUGGGCAUCAAACGAUUCAUUACAGACAAGCACUUCUACUUCAACAAGACCAAAGGAUUCCCUUGCUUGAAAAAACCAGAGUCGACCCUCCUGCCGCGAUGCCUGGGCAAAUCAAAGGGGAGAACUCAUGUCCAGAUCGACCCUGAAGUCAUAGACCAGCUCCGGGAAUUUUAUAGACCUUAUAAUAUUAAAUUUUAUGAAACCGUUGGGCAGGACUUCCGGUGGGAGUGAGACUCAGAGGUACAAGAGCCCCACUCUUGUCUCUUCCACGAGGUUCCCUCCCAGAGUCGCUUUUCCUCGUCUCCAGCCCUUCUUCCCAUCUUGAACCCUAUGAUGGAUCAUCUUGGAACCAGGAAGCUGAAUAAAGGCCGAGAGACUGGUGGUCCCUGCUCUGUCCGGGAAAGUUCUACUUGCUUCUGGCAUAGCCAUCCAGUUCCAGAAUCUGCUCCCUUCCACCGGUGAGAGGCCUUGGGGAAUUGCUGUAACAAGAGUGGAUCUCCCGGUGUCGGGGGAUAUUCUGAGUGGAGAUGGUUCUGUUGCUGUGAGAACGGCGGUCCAUGCCAUCACUGUAUGCUCGGUGGUGGACUUGUUAAUUCCAUGUGGCAUGUACCUUCCCUCUGAACUUCAUCUCCCUGCAGCAGCACUGAGCGGUAGGCUAGGAGAACACCCUCCACCCUCCUCAGAAAGCAGCAGCCCAUCAACAGUAGGCAGCGCCAAAAACCCUUCUCGGGCCACUCCAGAAGAUGGACUCUGUGAUGAUGAAACAAGCCAGUGACUUCAAAGCCUGUGGUCUCCACUGUGCUUGGAGGAAGCUGUCUUUGAAUAGCACUCUCUCUCUGACUCUCCCUGCUCCCUGUGGACAAAAGCACAUAACUCUGCUGUUACGGGUACUUUCUUCACACGAGCUUUCAUGUUCGGCAUGCACGGAAUCAUGCUUGUCCAUGUGAAAUAAA